Molecule: messenger RNA, 2092 nt
Organism: Suillus subaureus
Lineage: Eukaryota; Fungi; Basidiomycota; Agaricomycetes; Boletales; Suillaceae
Product: WD40-repeat-containing domain protein
Exons: 7
Coding region: 173-1774 (533 amino acids)
Molecular function (GO): protein binding
Source: RefSeq, a predicted model, not a curated record
UUGUAGUAUUUUCUCUCUCUAUCAUCGAUAACCUCUUGUCAAAAUACUCGUUAACGAUCUUAAAAGAGACUAUCAACAUUAGGCCUACAACACAAGGAGAGCUCACAGAUCCUACAAAGAAUACCCUGCCCAUACUUGACUACUUCACUGUUUUACUCACGGAGACGCAGCCAUGGCUUCCACAUCAACGAAGGCGGCCGCCAUGAAAUCGAACCUGAAACCAGCAAUGACUCUGCAGGGUCAUGGAGAGUACAUUCGAUGCAUAUCCUAUUUUCCGGAUGGCCAGCGAAUGAUCAGCGGGUCUUAUGAUAAGACUGCUCGGCAAUGGAAUCUGAAGGCGGGUAGGGAGAUUGAGGAAGCGCGGGAUGUUUGCAAGAAGAAAGUCUUGGCAGUUGUAGUAUCCAGGGAUGGUCGAUGGGUUAUCACUGGUGGUGGGGAUUAUAAUAGUGCAGAGCUGAAAGCCUGUGAGAUUGAGACAGGGAUUGUGAAACAACUUCAAGGCCAUUCACGGAUGAUCACCUGCAUUGAUAUCUCUGUAGACAACAUGCUGCUGGCGAGCGGGGCACGCGAUUUUACAGUGCGGAUAUGGAACUUGGACACCGGCAAGCUCAUGACUGGUCCAUUCAAAAGCAUAGGUUACAUGGCUGCAGUUCGAUUCUCCCUAGGCUCGAAGAAGCUCGCAGUCAAGUCGUGGGUGGGAAAUUGGCUCGAGGUCUGGGAUGUCCAAUCGCAGGUGUUGGAUGCGAGGAUAGCUGGGAAAUUUCCGGAUAAUGGAGGAUUCACAAAUGCGCCGGUAUUCUGGACAAACAAAAACAAGAACAUCUUGACUGGAUUCAGCUUCACCGACGACGAUGCCAGGACAAUCUACGAGUUCGACGCAUCGACACUGCAGACUGUCGGUGCUGCCUUCGAAGGGCACACCAAUACUGUCACCGGUCUAGCACUCUCAUUUGAUGGCACUUUCCUGGCUAGUGCUGGUGAAGACGACACCAUCAAGCUCUGGGCUUUUGAGUCCCGCCAGCUCCUUGCUUCUUUCGACGUUCGGAAUCCCAGGGUUCUUGUCCUCUCACCAGACUCGCGCAAACUAGCUUACACGACCGUGUCACACUCCGAAGAUGAUUACAAGAUCUACAUAUGCAACACUCCGCCUGACGUCCUUGCUCAGGCCACUCCCCCCAGUGAUCUACUAAAUUCUAAUGUAACUCUCCGUCCUGCUGCUGGGCGCUGCAGACCACCAAUACCUACCACACAUUUGGUGCAGAGACCUCUGCCCGCAAUAGACCUGCAGCAACCCAUGUUCGCUCGCCUUGGCAAACUUCUUCGCUUCUCUUUCACGAAUGCAUUACGACCUGGUCAGAAGGAUCAACCUCGUGAUCCCUUAGAUUUCUCUGCUACGUUGCCCCUACCCAUCCCUCUCUCGGGGCAUACCUCAACUCAGGGGCAUUCAGAUGUGAAUUCUGUUGAGAACUAUCGAUUAUUGUCAACCACUCGAGCGCCCACAAUCCUACCCACCACAUUCACAGCUCUCAUACACUACCUAACAUCCUGGUGGCCCGUUCGUGGAGGUCACGCACAGCCGUCUGUCGUCGACAUACCUCUCGCGCAGGCUCAAGAGCGCAACGUUGCAGCGGAUGCUCCCAAAAAAGAUGAAGAUAUAGUACCCAUUGAAUAUCUCGACCCUCCCACACCGAACCCUGAUUCACAACAAUCAGCCGCAGUAGCACAUCCUGUCACUGGAGAGCAUGGAGGCGAGCGGUCAUGUUUCUGCUUCUAGCGUGGUGCCAUUGACAUUUCCUGUGGUUAUAAUUGUUAACUCGCAUCUAGUGCUCUAUGGACGUGGAUACGUAUGUUCUUUGUAACUUUAGACUUCGCCUUGUCGCUGAUAUUUUGAGUACAUAAACGAGCCACGUCCAACACAUGCUCAGUAAGCUAUGUGCCAAUGGUGGUUCUUUGCCAUUUUGUGAGAGCUCCUGGAUCAAACAAGGUCUGUUUUUUGAUUAUUAGUGUUUCUGUGAAAAAUGAGCCAAUUCAACUUCCUAUGUGGCAGAUCUAUUACGUAGAAAACAAUUAAAAUCAGCUCAUGGCCAAUUUU